Molecule: messenger RNA, 1659 nt
Organism: Exophiala aquamarina CBS 119918
Lineage: Eukaryota; Fungi; Ascomycota; Eurotiomycetes; Chaetothyriales; Herpotrichiellaceae
Exons: 7
Coding region: 1-1659 (552 amino acids)
Biological process (GO): transmembrane transport
Molecular function (GO): transmembrane transporter activity
Source: RefSeq, a predicted model, not a curated record
AUGGGCCUCGGCGUCCUCGAAGAUUCCAAGCUCGACCAUGUCCCCGGGACUGUGCUGCUAAAUGACGAAGCAGCACAUUCUGAAGCAAUCACCCAAGGACUCAAACAUGGUAAAGGACGCGAUGGGAACAUUGUCCUGUCUCCUCAGCCCAGCGAGGAUCCCAAUGACCCACUGAACUGGCCUCUGUGGAAGAAGGAAGUCGCCAUCGCCAUCCUUUGCUUCGGAGCAAUGCUUAAUGCUGGCACUAAUGGCCCAUUUCUGAACGCGUCCUAUUUCUCCAUGUCACUGCAGCUCAACACAAGUAUCAACACAGUAGUCCUAGCAUCCGGCUACAAUCUCCUAGCCGCUGGGUGUAUCGGCCCAUUUGUUUCUGCCUUCAGUCGAAAAUAUGGAAAGCGCCCGGUCUAUCUCGUCUCCACACUUUUCGACAUCAUCGGAACGGCGGUUGGCCAGGCCAAAAUCGAUUAUAAGUACCUCCUAGCAGCUCGCAUCAUUCAAGGCUUCUCCACAUCCGCUUUCGAAUCCCUAAUUGUGGCAUCGGUUGGCGAUAUGUACUUCGUCCAUGAACGAGGCCUCCGCAUCGCAGUCAUCAACUUCAUUCUUAACUCGGCGUCCAGUCUAGCCUCCAUUAUUUGCGGGCAGGUCUUCCAGAGUCUCGGUUGGCUGUGGCUUUUCCACAUGUUUCAAAUCUUCCUAGUCUUCCAAUUCGUCCUUAUGUUCUUAUUCUGUCCUGAGUCAACAUACAUUCGCGAUGCUCGCUAUGACACCGACGUUGUUGCAAACGAAAAACUAGAUGAACUCGUGGUUAUUGAGCAAGAGCAUAAAGCGCAAGAGGGAGAACCAGGCCAAGGUUCGCACCAAGUCAAUAUCCCAAGGAAAAAGACAUUCGUCCAAGAAUUGGCUGUCUGGACGGGUGUUUACUCGGGCGAUAGCAUUUUCAAAUUCCUCUUGGGCCCCUUCCUCACGUUGCUCAAUCCUGCUGCUUGUUAUGCCAUCAUUGCUUCGGGUCUUCUGACCAGCUGGUAUGUCGGUUCGGCCAUCAUAUUGGCUGGUAUCUUUUCUGGCCCUCCUUGGAACUUUGAUGCAGCACAGAUUGGUUAUGUUGGUGCAGGCCCCUUUGUUGGAGGGCUUAUCGGUUCCCUAGUUUGCGGAUUCUUCGGUGAUUCAGUCAUCAAGAUCAUGACGAGGCGAAACAAGGGUGUUUAUGAACCUGAGUUUCGACUUGUUUUCAUGAUUCCAGCCUGCUUCGCAUGUGGGCUUGGAAUGUUCUUGUUUGGCUAUACUCUUGAAACCGGCGCUGCAGCCGAGCUUUGUGCUUUCCUACAGGGCGUGAUGAUGGUUGGCGUUCUAAUCGGAGUUUUCGCAACCCUGUCCUACGGCCUAGACUCCUUCAGAAGCCAGAGCAGCGAAAUUUUCGUCAUGAACAUGCUCUUCAAAAAUUUCAUGUUUUACGGCCUUUCCAACUUCGCCAAUCCUUGGGUGGCGAGCAAAGGUCCUGAACAAAUCAUGUUUGUCUUUGGUGGAACGUCAAUCUUCUUGUCGUUGCUCGCUAUCCCAGUCUACAUGUAUGGCAAGCGUCUACGAAGCUGGUGGACAAGACAUGACCUCUUCGUGCUAUUGAAGAUGCAGACAACUGGUUCUGAGGGUGCAAUGGGUUAA